Messenger RNA from Coregonus sp. 'balchen', 11400 nucleotides. Lineage: Eukaryota; Metazoa; Chordata; Actinopteri; Salmoniformes; Salmonidae. The record is from the annotation of a GenBank genome assembly.
AUGCUGGAUGCCAGAUCGAGAAGGGUCCCGGGAUGGCUGAGGUUUUUGGCCGGCCUAUGUCUGCUUCUCUGCCUGGUGGGGGAGACAGGGGCCAAGAGGGUCCCCAAAAUCCCCCGCUGUCCUGUCACCUGCUCCUGCACCAAAGACAGUGCCUUCUGUGUGGAUACCAAGGCUAUCCCCAAGAGCUUUCCCCCUGGGAUCAUCUCCCUGUGAGUACAACAUUGAUCACUCUGUGUGUCUGUUCCUGUAUACUCUCUCUGCUUGUUGGUCUAUUCCUUGCAUUUCAUUCCAAAAUGAUAAAACCAGCUGUUGAUAAUGUACAUAAAUACUUACUAGAUGGAUGAUCUGUGAUGUCAUGCAUGGUUUUUACAGAUGACAUAAUCUCUCAUGGACUAGCCUGUUGACAUGACAUUAGGCAAACAUUAGGCUACACUUUUAUACAAGAUCAUUUGGGGGUUUACAAUAUAUUCUACUGUGUCUGGUUUCCAAAAGCUUAUACUUAUACUCUAUAAAACAUUGAUAAUUUGUUUUGUACCCUUUUCAGUUAUACCACGGUUAACUUUUCAAAACAACAGUGUACCGUGUCUCUGAAAAUGCCAUUAUCAAGAGAGCAAGAUAGUGUUUGUGCUCCUCAAGAACGUGUGUCUGAUUUUAAAGAGACCUUACGAGAAAGAAAGGAGCAGGUUCACCAUGGCCUGUGUGUUGUGAUGGACAGGGAUAGAUGGACAGGGAUAGAUCAGCUAUGACAUGCUAAUGAAAGAUGACAAGUGGGCACUUUGUGUCCCUGUGCCUCAGUCUCUCCUCAUUCUUGGACAGAAGUCAGGGGGAGCUGGCAGAAAUGAGACGUAGAGCAAUGGGACAUGCCUUAGCCCUCCUGGGAGAGACACUUACGAUAGAUUCACAUCUCACAGCAAAAGACAUGCAUGUCCUCCAAGGGAUAGUAACCUUACAAAGGUUAGAUAAACAGUGCGCACUCUCAGUAAAUGGAACGACAAUAAUGUAAUAGAUAGAUACUGUAGCAUAGGACUCAGUAUGGUGACAUUUUAGUUAUAAGAGAAUAUUGUUUACUUUGAUUUUGGUCGAUAUUGACUGAAUUUAUUAUCUUUCUGUAAUUGAACAUCAUGUUCUUGUAUUUAAAGAGCUUGGAGAAUUGAAGAGCACAAGCACUACAAGGUGGAGGUAGCUUUGUUUUAAAGUGAUGAAUACAUGAACCUGUGAAUAAAGAAACUGUGUCCUAGUUUCAAAAGAUUUUGCCUUCCUUGAAGUUCAAAUAGUAAGACAGAUUGAGCCACAUGAGCUCUUGGUAAAACAUGCCAUGCUGCAUGUUUAGUUCUGUCAAUAGAUUGACUGUGCCUGGGGACUUGGGAGGACAUUCCCAUGCAGUCUCUGUCCACUCAUAUUGAUUAGGUGGGAUGCAGUACCAACAUCCAUCAGGCCCUAACAAUUCUUAUUUCUCCCUUUCAAAUGUACAAAAACUAAAUGUCUGUGACCAGAAAAAAUUUUUUCACCAAAAGCUAUGCUUAGAAACAUGUUAUUCUCAUGAAUAUAUCAGACUUCACGAAAACGUAUGUGGCUGACUGGCAACAUACACUUUUAGCAUAGAACAACAAGCCCUUCUGCACAAUGGGGGUUGGAUUUUAUAUGAUAAGCAUGAUGACAUUGACUCAAUGUUAGUUGAUAGAGCCUGAAUGAUGAUAAGUUGAUUGUCUGUACUUCUCAGGACAAUGGUGAAUGCAGCCUUCACUACGAUCCCAGAGGGAGCCUUCUCCCACCUGCACCUGCUGCAGUUCCUGUAAGUAUUCAUGCAUGUCCCAUCAUCCUAUCCUCUCCCUUCCUGUCUGAUGUAGCGGAAUUAGAGCAAACAGUCUCAACUUAACUUCUGUGGCUUGGGUCAAUGAAAAUGCUAAACAUGUUCUCUCCAAAACACCAUCUUCUAUACAACAACAAACAUUCAGCUAAACCAAUCUCGCCUGUUGUCUAAGGCACUAGCUGUGCCACUAGAGAUCCUGGUUCGUAUCCAGGCUCUGUUGUUGCCGGCCGCGACCGGGAGACCCAUGGGGCGGCGCACAAUUGGCCCAGCGUCGUCCAGGGUAGGGGAGGGAAUGGCCGGCAGGGAUGUAGCUCAGUUGGUAGAGCAUGGCGUUUGCAACGCCAGGGUUGUGGGUUCGAUUCCCACGGGGGGUCAGUAUGAAAAAUAAUGUAUGCACUCACUAACUGUAAGUCGCUCUGGAUAGGAGCGUCUGCUAAAUGACUAAAAUGUAAAUGUACUGUAAAUGGAGGUCUAAACAUAUACAGUGCCUUCAGAAAGUAUUCAUACUCCUUGACUUACUCCACCUUUUGUUGUGUUACAGCCUGUAUUCAAAAUCGAUUAAACAAAAAAAAUUUUUCUCACCCAUCGACCCACAAUAUCACACAAUGACAAAGUGAAAACACUUUUAUAGAAAUGUUAGCAUAUUUAUUGGAAAUUAUAUAGAGAAAUAUCUUGUAGAAUACUUUGAGAAGCACAUUCUGUGGCGAUUACAGCUGUGAGUCUUUUUGGUAAGUCUCUUAGAGCUUUGCACACCUUUGUAAAAUGUAUAUUUUUUAUUGUUCAAGCUCUGUCAAGUUGAUUGUUAAUCAUUGCUAGAAAGCCAUUUUCAAGUCUUGCCAUAGAUUUUCAAGCCAAUUUAAGUCAAAACUGUAACUAGUCCACUCAGGAACAUUCAAUGUCGUCGUGGUAAGCAACUCAUUUUACAUUUACAUUUUAGUCAUUUAGCAGACGCUCUUAUCCAGAGCGACUUAGUUAGUGAGUGCAUACAUAAUUUUUUUUUCAUACUGGCCCCCCGUGGGAAUCGAACCCACAACCCUGGCGUUGCAAACACCAUGCUCUACCAACUGAGCUACAUCCCUGCCGGCCAUUCCCUCCCCUACCCUGGACCAAUUGUGCGCCGCCCCAUGGGUCUCCCGGUCGCGGCCAGCUACGACAGAGCCUGGAUUCGAACCAGGAUCUCUAGUGGCACAGCUAGCACUGUGAUGCAGUGCCUUAGACCAUUGCGCCACUCGGGAGACCAACUCCAGUGUAGAUUUGUCCUUGUGUUUUAGGUUAUUGUCCUGCUGAAAGGGGAAUUAAUCUCCCAGUGUCUGUUGGAAAGCAGACUGAAGCAGGUUUUUCUCUAGAAUUUUGCCUGUGCUUAUAGCUGUAUUCCAUUUAUUUUAAUCCCCAAAAAACUCCUUAAUCCUUGCCGAUGACAAGCAUACCCAAAACAUGAUGCAACCACCACCAUGCUUGAAAAUAUGAAGAGUGGUACUCAGUGAUGUGUUGUGUUGGAUUUACCCCAAACAUAACACUUUGUAUUCAGGACAAAAAGUGUAUUUCUUUCCAACAUGUUUUGCAGUAUUACUUAAGUGCCUUGUUGCUAACAGGAUGCAUGUUUUGGAAUAUUUUUAUUCAAUGUUGUUGAUCUCAUAUCACAACCAUUAAACUCACAAUUGGCCUCAUGGUUUUAAAAUCACAAUUGGCCUUAUGGUGAAAUCCCUGAGCAGUUUCCUUCCUCUCUGGAAACUGAUUUAAGAAUGACGCUUUUAUCAGUGGAGGCUGCUGAGGGGAGGACGGCUCAUAUUAAUGGCUGGAAUGGAGCGAAUGGAAUGGUAUCAAACACAUGGAAACCACGUGUUUGAUGUUUUUGAUACCAUUCCACCUAUCCCUCUCCAGCCAUUACCAGGAGCCCGUCCUCCCCAAUUAAGGUGCCACCAACCUCCUGUGGCCUGUAUCUUUGUAGUGACUGGGUGUCCAUCCAAAGCAGAAUUAAUAACUUCACCGUGCCCAAAGGGAUGUUCAGUGUCUGCUUUUUUACCAAUCAGUACCCUUCUUUGCGAGGCAUUGAAAAACCUCCCUGGUCUUUGUGGUUGAAUCUGUGCUUGAAAUGUACUACUCGAUUGAGGGACCUUACAGAUAAUUGUAUGUGUGGGGUACAGAGAUGGGUAGUCAUUCAAAAAUCAUGUUAACCACUAUUAUUGAACACGGAAUGAGUCCAUGCAACUUAUUAUGUAAUUUGUUAAACACAUUUUUACUCCUGAACUUAUUUAGGCUUGCUAUAACAAAGGGGUUGAAUACUUAUCGACUCAAGACAUUUCAGCUUUGCAUUGUUUAUUAAUUGUAAAAAAUUAAUCCGCAAACUAAAUUCCACUUUGAAAUUAUGGGUUAUUGUGUGUAGAUCAGUAAAUAUUUUUUUUAUUCAGGCUGUAACACUAAAUAUGGGGUGUGAAUACUUUCUGAAGGCACUGUAAUUAGAUAAUAAAUACAAGUUGUGAAGUAACAUUUUGUUAGACAAUACAAUCACUAUAAAUCUCUCUUGAAAUAAACUGUUAUUGAAAACAGUGGUGACAUGGCAGUAGUGAGAGUAAAGUGGCUCUGUAUCAGUGUCAUCGCCAAUGACUGACUCCCUUCAGUUCUUUUCUAUUUAAACAAUGGCUUAUCUGUCUAUGCAGAUUCAAUGGAGUGUGUGUGUUUUAAGAUUUUGUGGUUUCAGUUUACAUUUGUCACGAUCGUCGUAGGGAAUAGACCAAGGCGCAGCGUGAUGAACGAACAUGUUUAAACUUUAUUAUCUUUAGUGAUAAUAGACAACAAUAAACAAAACAAGAAACGACUCGUGAAGUCCACGGUAACAAUGACCAACACGGAACAAGAACCCACAACACCAAAGGGAAAACAGACAGUUUAAAUAUGGCUCCCAAUCAGAGACAACCAACGACAGCUGACACUCGUUGCCUCUGAUUGGGAGUCACUCUGGCCAACAUAGAAAUAAACACAACAGAAAGAACACACCCUGGCUCAACAUAUAGAGUCCCAGAGCCAGGGUGUGACAGUACCCCCCCCUAAAGGCGCGGACUGCGACCGCGCCUCAACUUGAACAAAACAGGGGAGGGCUGGGUGGGCAUUCCUCCUCGGCGGCGGUUCUGGCUCCGGCCUUGCCCACCACCCUCCAAUAAACCCCCCAUAGCGCCCCUGGUCCAGUCUGGCCCCGCUGGCUGGAGCUGAACUGGACGCAGCAGGAGCGGUUAGCUUCAGCUCCGUAGUGGAGCAGUUGACCGGUACCUUACCAGGCACCGGUGACCCAGGCACGGGUUGUGCUGGACUGACGACGCGCACCCCUGGCUUGGUGCGUGGAGGAGGAACGGGCCUUACCAGGCUGACGACUCGCACCCCUGGCUUAGUGCGAGUAGCAGGAACAGGCCGGGCCGGGCUGGCGACGCGCACCCCUGGCUUGGUGCGUGGAGCAGGAACGGGCCGGACCGGGCUGACGAUGCGCACCACUGGCUUGGUGCGUGGAGUAGGAACAGGCCGGACCGGGCUGCCGAUUCGCACCCCUGGCUUGGUGCGUGGAGUAGGGACAGGCCGGACCGGGCUGGCGACGCACACCGUAGGCUUGGUGCGUGGAGCAGGGACAGGCCGGACUGGGCUGGCGACGCACACCGUAGGCUUGGUGCGUGGAGCAGGGACAGGCCGGACCGGGCUGGCGACGCACACCGUAGGCUUGGUGCGAGGAGCAGGGACAGGCCGGACCGGGCUGGCGACGCACACCGUAGGCUUGGUGCGUGGAGCAGGGACAGGCCGGACCGGGCUGGCGACGCACACCGUAGGCUUGGUGCGAGGAGCAGGGACAGGCCGGACCGGGCUGGCGACGCACACCGUAGGCUUGGUGCGUGGAGCAGGGACAGGCCGGACCGGGCUGGCGACGCACACCGUAGGCUUGGUGCGUGGAGCAGGGACAGGCCGAACCGGGCUGUGGAGACGGAUAGGAGACCUGGAGUGAAGAGCGGCCACAACCCGUCCUGGCUGAAUGCCUACCCUCACACACUCUGUGUGAGGCAUCCGCACAGGACGUACAGGGCUGUGUACCCGUACUGGCAUAACAGCACGUGACACUGGAGCAGGAUAUCCGGGACCGCGGAGAGGCAUUGGAGACCACGAGCGUUGAGCCGGCACACUCCGUCCUGGCUGCAUACCCCCCUUCGCACGACACGUGCGGGGUGCUCGCACAGGACGUACAGGACUAUGCCGGACCACUCGUGGCACAGUACGCCGCUCCGCAUACCGCGGAACCUGCCCCGUCCCAUGCUGCCAUGCCUGAGUACGGGAAGUUGGUUCCGCUCUCCAUCCAGGCUCCGCCAACCUGCCUUCUGGCCCCCCUAACCCGGUGGCCUCCUCUCCAAAUCGCCCUGUGGCAGCCUCCUGCUGCCCAGCCGCCCAUGCCGUGUGCCCCCCCCUACAUUUUUUUGGGGGUUGCCUCUCGUCCGUCCGACGAUGACACUGCUGACGCCGCUGCUCCUCUCUCGCCAGGGCCUUAAUCCUAGCUCAAGGUCCCUUGCCCCCGAGCAUGUCCUCCCAGGACCACGAUUUGCCCACCUGGGCCAUCGCCAACCUCUCCAUCUCCUUUCCCGGCGCUUCCUCCCAUGUCCAGUCUGCCUGCUCCUGGACACGCUGCUUGGUCCUUUUAUGGUGGGUUCUUCUGUCACGAUCGUCGUAGGGAAUAGACCAAGGCGCAGCGUGAUGAACGAACAUGUUUAAACUUUAUUAUCUUUAGUGAUAAUAGACAACAAUAAACAAAACAAGAAACGACUCGUGAAGUCCACGGUAACAAUGACCAACACGGAACAAGAACCCACAACACCAAAGGGAAAACAGACAGUUUAAAUAUGGCUCCCAAUCAGAGACAACCAACGACAGCUGACACUCGUUGCCUCUGAUUGGGAGUCACUCUGGCCAACAUAGAAAUAAACACAACAGAAAGAACACACCCUGGCUCAACAUAUAGAGUCCCAGAGCCAGGGUGUGACAACAUUAAAGCUGACCCAUACUAUGUAUAUUGAAUACUUGAUUGGUGCCUUGAAAUUGAAUAGCUCUUCCUAUGUCCACUCCACACUAAUUCAAGUGAUUUAUUUGUUACUGGAGUAUAUGCUUUGUAUGCUACUUGUGUCCAUUUGCAAUCAAGUGUAAAUAAAUACAUAUUUACAGUACCGGUAUUGAUUAACAUGUCUUCUAACCUCACCAGCAGUAUUUUUCUGGACAUUGUGGAAAGUCAAACGUUUUAAAUGGAAAGUGAAACAGAUUUCAUUCCAGUGUAUUAUAAACAACUCUCUUUCUCUCCCUUUCUGCAGUCUUCUGAACUCCAAUACCUUCACUGUGGUGGCUGAUGAUGCCUUUGCAGGUCUGUCACACCUGCAGUACCUGUAAGUGUCCCACUUUGUGCCCUUGUUCAACCACAGAUAUAUGCUCAACAAACAUUCUAUCCAAAGGAUGAGGUAGUGAGUGGUACAUUGAAAGAUGCCUAUGGUGUCCAGUCCUCAGCUAGACAAGGAUCGCUUAAGUAACAUUGAAUAUUGAUCCUCCUCCUACUAUAGAGACUAGUCUUCCUGCCUUUGUGGGGCCUGAUAAAGCUUAGCAUGCCAUUUUGUUAAUUGACGGGAAGUUGGCCAUCAGGAAAUAUUAAGUUGCUGAUGCCAUCACAUUUGCUGCUUUCCAUGUAAGCAAUGCAUUAGGCUCCAUAAAGUGAUUGUAUGGCUCUGGCUGCAGCCCAGCCCCAAGGCUCUGCAUCACCCAGCCAGCUCUACCUGAGGUGGCUCCUCACUGUGAAUGCUAAUGAACUCAUAUCUUCAUAUCCAAUGCUGCUCCAAAUGGGAGACAGACUGCAGGCUGGCUGAGCUCACACUGUGUAAGCCCUGGGAUGCCUCACAUAUCCAGAAUGAAGACAGAGAAUGCACCUGUAGUCAAUUGUCACUUGUAGUCAUCUUUGACCAUCAUCUAAAAUGAUAGAUUCAUCAUCCUAAAAUAAGGAGAUGUUUAUAGCACAGAAAUAGCCCCUCUCUUUUGCUAAUGAGUAUGUUGGUGAUAUUAUGAGAAAUUCUCAUGUGUGCAUUGUUUUGUAGAGAUGAAUUGUGGUUGUCAUUUGUGUAGUAGAGGUAGUUCACAGAGCUAUGUUCGCAUGUUGAGUAACUUUAGACAAUAAUAUUUGGCUUAUCGACAACCUGUUCGAUAGUUAACAUUUACACAGUAACAUUAUUUUGGUCUCUUAGUGGCUCAGUUCCAAGUCCAAACAGCUGAACUUUGAUACAGGGCUCAGACAAAAUGUAUAUCUAUUCCUGAACCCAUGUAGAGGCACCCUACUAACUAUCUGAUGACAGGGCAAUUUAACCUAUAAGUCAAUUCUCGAUUUUAAGUAUACCCAAGACGUACACAUGCUACAUUACCUUCAUUAGAAGAAUGUGAGCGGAUGAUUAAUGGUUGUUUUGAACACUUUGCACCACAGCCAGUGAAUGGCUGUCCCUAGAUUCCCUCCCCCUCUCUUCUUUACCAAUUGGCUUAUCCUCAAGGUUAGUCCUGCUCUUACUGCAGACAGUCCAGCCAGCAGCCAGGUCCAUUCCCAUUAUAGCUGCUUAAGAUUCAGGAAGCAUUCCCUGGCAGCUAAAUGAAAUCUCUCACAAAGUUUGCAGGACAUGUUCCCCUUAGUAACAGGCUUUUGAAUUAAAUAAAUAAAUAAGGGACAGACAGAGACACAAUUAUGAGAAAAGGUUCAAUAAAACAAAUGUCACACUCUGAAUAUGGAAAAGAAGGCUGUGUACUGUGCAUGAUUUACAUGGCAAUGUAUUAAAAUGAUCUUGAUUUAAUUAUAUUGGCAAAUGACCCCCAGUUCUACCACAAGGCAUGUUUUUUAUUAUAAGAAUCUUGAUCUUGAUUAUCAUGAUUGCUUUCUUCAGAAGUCUACUAUCUAUGUGUGAUAUAGUAUAUUGAGUGAUCCUGUCUCUCUGUAUGCCCAUCAGAUUUAUAGAGAACAAUGACAUCCAAGCCCUGUCAAAGCAUACCUUCAGAGGGCUUAAAUCCUUGACUCACCUGUGAGUACACCUUCUGACCUUUUCUCUGUAAAUAUCAAUGGAAGAAUACUAUUUAUGCAUUGCAUGGACAUGUUAUGACAUUAUACAUUUUCUUUCAAAUUAUUUUCUCCCGUCUCUUGUAGUUCUCUGUCAAAUAAUAACAUGCAGUUCCUUCCACGAGAACUCUUCAAAUAUCUUGAUAUUUUGACAGACUUGUAAGUACACAUCUUUUUGAAAGGGAACAUGGUAGCCUUAUCAUAGGUUUCAUCUUGUGAUAUGUUUUCGAAACGAGUAACUAUAAACGUUAUUACUGUACUAUUACCACGUUAUUACAACUUUAUUCAGCACUGUAAUUUAAAAUACGCUUCCACGAAUCCUUACAACAGACAGUUUUCUAAGAACUAUGUCAUUCUAUUGUUCUAUAUGUUACCCAGAGACCUGCGGGGUAACUCUUUACGCUGUGAUUGUAAAAUCAAGUGGCUUGUGGACUGGAUGGAGAAGACCAACACCUCUGUCCCUGCCAUCUACUGUGCCAGCCCAUUUGAGUUCCAAGGCCGCAGAAUCCAUGAUCUCACCCCACGAGACUUCAACUGUAUCAGCGCAGGUUUGCCCCCAAUCAUUUUGAAAUGAAUUAAUUUCACAGGACAGCAAGGCAAUUAAUUUAUAGAUUGAUAAUCCUCAUCUCUCUCUUCCCCUGUAGACUUUGCAGUUUAUGAGACUUUCCCUUUCCAGUCUGUGUCAGUGGAGUCCUAUGAAUUCAAUGACAAUCAGUUUGUGGCCUUCGCCCAGCCUGAUACAGGGUUCUGUACACUGUUUGUAUGGGAUCAUGUGGAAAUGGUCUUCCGGAGGUACCAUAAUAUAACAUGUAAGUUUCUUCUUUGACUUAUGCCUUUUAAAUAUAACAAAUCAUGCCACAAGACAACCAAUGCAUUCAACUGUUAUCACUUAAUUAUAGACCAAGAUAUUUUACAUUGUAUCUUUAAGUACACAGAGGAGACUGAAGUCAUCUAAACCUGCUACUUUCUGCAUAUUUGUUUCUCCUAGCUCGCUCCGCUGUCUACUGCAAGCCUGUGGUGAUAAACAACACUCUUUACAUGGUUGUGGCUCAACUUUUUGGAGGAUCCCACAUCUACAAGUGAGACUUAUUCCAAUUCUUUGUCAUAGGCAAAAUGUCAUUGAUUUGUUAAUUUUCAUAGCCAUUGGUGCUUUUCCAUUAAGACUUACCCCCACACCAGCGGGUCACUAGUGUUUUAUGUUAAUGUAGCUCUAGUGUAAUUGUGUUUCCAUCAGAGUAUGACACUUAAGACUUCCCACUGGGCACAGACGUCAAUUCAACGUCUAUUCCACGUUGGUUCAACGUAAUUUCAUUGAAAUUACGUGGAAACAGCAUUGAUUCAACCAGUGUGUGCCCAGUUGGUUGUGACGAGCACAAUCAACAACUUCUGCAUCAUUCAAGACUGUUGCUUUGUGAGAAGGUGUUAAAGUUCACAGUUAUCCAUUGAUAUGUAAGUGACAGCUGAAAUGUACCAGUGGCCUUGCUUUGGCCCCAAGUGAGAGCAGGUCCGCCGGAGCCAUGGCCCAGUGAGACACGGGUGCCGGCCUUCGUAGAUGGAAACAGAAAAGUCUGAACCUUUUGGGUAAAACACUGGGGUAAAUCCUCAUUGGAAAUGUGCCAAAACUGUGUUAAGAUUAGAUGUUUAUGAUGAUGAUUUAGGGAUGGCUGACCUGAUUGACACCUUCUUUUCAGGUGGGAAGAGGACCCACAGCGAUUUGUGAAGAUCCAGGACAUUGACACCACACGUGUGAGGAAACCAAACUUUGUUGAGACCUUCCAGCUGGAUGAUGAGUGGUACUUUGCAGUGGCAGACAGUUCCAAGGCAGGCUCUACAAGCAUAUACCGCUGGAACAGCAACGGUUUCUACUCUCACCAAUCCCUUCAUCCCUGGCAUCGUGACACCCAUGUGGAGUUCCUAGAUGUGGAGGGGAAGCAGCGUCUCAUUCUCUCCAGUGCCUCCCAGCCCCCAGUGGUUUACCAGUGGAACCGCAGCCUGCGCCAGUUUGCCUUUCAUUCCCAAAUCACUGAGACUUUCGACAUUCAGAUGGUCAAGCAUUUCUGGGUGCGCAACAUUCUCUACCUCUGCCUUACACGCUUCAUUGGUGACUCCAAGAUUCUCCGCUGGGAGGGGCAGCGCUAUGUUGAGAUUCAGACCCUGCCCUCACGUGGCUCCAUGGCUGUGUAUCCAUUCACUGUGGGCCCCCGCCAGUAUCUCCUCCUAGGGAGUGAUUUCUCUUUCUCUCGAGUUUACCUGUGGGAUGACCUCACCCAGCUCUUCCAGCCCUUCCAGGAGCUCAACAUGAGAGCACCCCGGGCCUUCAACUUGGUGUCUGUGGACAACAAAGACAUCCUGCUGGCAGCCAGCUUCAAAGGCAACACCCUAGCCUACCAGCACCUAAUAGUGGAUCUCAGUGCUAAAUAGACCAAUCCAGGCGAAUCUACAGUGUGAGACCAUUCAUUAGCUUGUGCUGUUCUUGUGGAGAAGCCAUCUAAGCCAU